Alternaria burnsii is the source of this 384-nucleotide messenger RNA. RefSeq lists its product as uncharacterized. The record is from RefSeq and is a predicted model, not a curated record. NCBI's taxonomy places the organism in Eukaryota, Fungi, Ascomycota, Dothideomycetes, Pleosporales, Pleosporaceae. The transcript has 2 exons. The coding region runs from base 1 to 384 and encodes 127 amino acids.
AUGCUCUGUGGCCAAAUUGUCCUGGCUGAUGAUAACAGCUUUCCUGGUCCAAACUUCGUUGACCAAGAAGAGGAAGAGAUGGACAUGUAUAGCUGCAACAACUCAGACUUAAGAGAAAUGAACGACGACCUCGUGUAUAUUCUAGGAAGAACCAUACAUGACUCUGAAGGCCCUACCUAUGCUAAGAAUGUUGCAAGCCUAUCCGAGACCGACAGGAUGUUGACAACGGAAGGGCUAUUUGAGGGUCACGAUGAACCCAUGGUAGUCCACAAGCGCAAGGCCAAAGAGGAUCUCAAGGAUGAGAUCGAUGGUACCAAUAUCGUUGCCGAAAAUAAGUCUGCCGACAACAAGGCAAAAGUGAUGGUGAGGCGGGGAGAAGACUAG